Molecule: messenger RNA, 3181 nt
Organism: Armigeres subalbatus
Lineage: Eukaryota; Metazoa; Arthropoda; Insecta; Diptera; Culicidae
Exons: 3
Coding region: 536-3181 (881 amino acids)
Source: RefSeq, a predicted model, not a curated record
ACGCUGCACCAAUCACUGGUUGUGUAUGACGUACCAAUACCUGAGCAAUAAAGUGAUAGGUAAUACGGCUAUAUUAGAACUAUAUAAUAAAGGUAAACAAACCGCUUGGAGAAACGGCAAAACGUGGAUAGAGUUCAGCUUCCAAAUAGUGAAUUAUUAGAUUAGAUUGCUUAAAACUACAAGAAAUUAUAUUAAUAUUUGCUUGUACUACAUUUAUCUUUAAUACUUCGUGAAUUUCUACAAUUAUCAACCUCUAAGAGAUGAUCAAUAUUUCGGAGUAUCAUAAUUAGAUCCUGUUGGCUAAAUUAGUUGAGUGCAGCGUGAGUAAAAUUGAAAUACUAUACAGUUUUAGAAAAUCAAUUGAAUUUGCAUGAUUGCAGUUUGCAUAAUUUGGAGAAUCCAUAGCUAAAAAUCUACUUGUGAGAAAAGAACCCUACACUAAAUUCUUAAGCUGGUCACGAACUAAGAGUUUCUAACUGCUGAAAGAAAGUGUAACUACGUGGUAUUCUCGAACAAACUUUAGAAUUUACCUAAUAUGGCUCACAAACUCAACGCCAACCUGGAAGGGGUCGAACCCAACGACUCUGCCAGCGCCUGUCCGGAAUGCAAUCGUCCAGAUUGGGCCGACGAUAUGGUGCAAUGCGAAGAAUGCGAGGAAUGGUACCACUUUAGUUGCGCUGGAGUAAACAGAUCCGUUGAGCAUCGUACAUGGACCUGCAACGAGUGUUCACCAAUCAGCAUCAGCAGUCGUUCAUCAAGAGCGUCUUCCAGUAAAGUGCUGGAGAUACAACGGCUGCGUGAAGAACAGGAAAUCCGUCGUAAGCGUUUUCUGCAGGAGAAAGCCUUAGAGAAAAAGCGAAUCGAGCAGGAACAUCAACAAAUAUUAGACGAGGAAAUGCUGGAGAGAACUUUUCUCAAAGAGAAGUUCGCUCUUUUGGAGAUGCACGAAUCGAGUGAAAGAGGGAGCAUAGCAAGCAACAGGAGUCACAAGAGUAAUCGCGAGAGCAUUCUACAAUGGAUGAUGGAUGACGGAACAAGGGAGCCUACAGGCAGUACACCAAUUGGUACUGCUACACAGGUACCAAAUCUGGAAACCAUUCAACGCAGAAUCGGACAUGAAGUAAGAAAUCGAGUUUCUUCCUUUACCGAGGGUAAUCCAGCAGAGCCACCUCCGCAGCCUGUUGCUUCGAGUAGUCAUAUCCUUCCCGCAAAAGAAAUUAAGCAUCGAUCCAACAAGCAAUCCAUCGUUGCAAACACAGGACCAGUUCCCAAGCCACGAGUUGCAGCUCCUCAACCUCAACCUCGUAUACGUCGUUCUGUACACCAAAUCCCUCCUGCACCACCUGUCAGCGCUGUAACGGAUGACGCCAGCAUUGAUAUCCCUCCGCUGCCCUUCGAGUACACUCCUUCUGAGUCAUCAGAUGUUGGUGUCUUUCGAAAUCAUAGGAGUGGCGCCAGAGUCAAGCGAGUAGCUCCACCACUUCAGAACACUCAUUUGCCGACGCUAGCAGACGAAGUGACAUUCCAAAUACCACGUAACGUACGACAUAUCGAAACAGCCCGCGCCGGUGUGAACACGAGAGACGAUAUUUCAGUAAGCCAGGGUCCAACAACCACCCAGAUCGCCGCUCGUCGUGUAAUGUCCCGCGAUCUACCCGACUUCGAUGGAAACCCGGAAGAUUGGCCCAUCUUUAUUAGCCAGUAUGACAUAACUACGGAAAAUUGUGGGUUUAGUAAUGCUGAAAACUUGAUAAGACUUCAGCGAUGCUUGAGAGGCAAAGCUCGCGAAUCUGUGCGCAGUCGGCUACUUUUACCUGUAUCUGUGCCCCAAGUAAUCGAAACGCUUCGGAUGCUCUACGGACGACCUGGAUUGCUCGUAACCUCUCUGUUGAACAGAGUACGCGCCACUCCUGCACCGAGAAUGGAACGUCUUGAAACGGUAAUAGAAUUCGGAAUGGAACUUCAGGGUCUUUGUGACCAUCUGCAAGCUGCCGGAGAAACUGCUCAUAUGAAUAACCCUGCACUACUGCAGGAACUAGAGGAUAAGUUGCCUUCUCAAAUGAGGCUGCAGUGGGCAAUGCACAAGCAAACCAUGCAAGACGUAACAUUGCAAACUUUCGCAAGUUAUAUGUCGAUCGUGGUAAAGGCGGCCAGUCAAGUCACCAAAAUAGUAGAUUGUUCCAUCGAUCGACGAGUAACGGAGCAGAGAAAAAAGGGUAAACAAAAUUAUCAACUACUUGCACAUGCAUCGCAGAGUUUACCAAAUAGAAGUAACGGUAAGAACAACGACGAUUCAACCACAGCACGAAAGUGUCCAGUUUGCAAUACGGCAGACCAUCGUGUCAAGGAAUGUAAGCAGUUCUUAGACCUCAACGUGGAAGGUCGCUGGAAAUGUAUUCACAAUUUGAAGUUGUGUCGGACUUGUCUAAACCAACACGGCAAAAAUCGCUGUCGUUUAUCGACUAAAUGUGGAAUUGAUGGUUGUGAAUUCAAGCACCACUCGCUACUCCACUCCAAGGUGGAAAAUAAGGCUAGAACAAUUACUGUCGAAAAUCACUCGCAUCGUGAUCAAGACUCGAAAACGUUGUUCCGCGUUAUUCCUGUAACACUGACCGGUAGAGCUGGUACUGUACACACGUAUGCUUUCUUGGACGACGGAUCGGAUUUAACGCUAGUGGAUAAAUCGAUAGCACAGCAGCUAGGGGAAUCUGGACCAAGUCGAACACUGUAUCUCAACUGGACCAGUAACGUGACCCGGUGUGAAGUGGAUUCCGAGGAAGUGUCUUUCAAGAUUUCGGGAGUAAAUGGAAGAAAAUCCUUCCAAAUUCAUUCCGCCAGAACCGUAUCGGAACUAAAGCUUCCCGUACAAUCGCUGGACGCUGAAAGAAUGUCUCAGAAGUAUGCUCAUUUGAAAGAUUUACCUCUUCGUGGGUAUGAAAACGCUGUGCCGCGACUACUUAUCGGUUUAGACCAACUAAAUAUCGCACUGCCACUUAAAUGCAGAGAAGGACGCAACGGAGAUCCAGUUGCUACCAAAACGCGGCUUGGGUGGUGCGUGUACGGUGGAACUAACACAUCUAGAACAGUCGGAAUUAGUUGUCACAUUCUUGAAUUGCGGCAGAGAAACGAUCUUCACGAGGUAAUAAAGCCGGAAUUUCAAUCAGGAAGAUUGCGGAGCUAA